Peronospora farinosa is the source of this 522-nucleotide messenger RNA. The record is from the annotation of a GenBank genome assembly. Lineage: Eukaryota; Oomycota; Peronosporomycetes; Peronosporales; Peronosporaceae.
AUGGAACGACUUACGGCGCUGUUGCUGUUGGCGCUUAUCGGAAGCGGUAUCGACGAUAUCAAUGCUAAACCUUGUACCACGAAAGAACUGAGUGUCUUCAAUGUGGUGUCUGACCAAGUGAACAAAUGCCUCAAAGACAGCAAGCUGAAUUUUCAACUUCCGCCGCGCUCGAGUCUCUCGAAAACGCAACAAUCAGCUUUGUGCAAGUCAAAGCCCUGCCAGGAGAUGAUCGGUUCCGUCGAUGACUUGGACAUUCCUGUUUGUGAGUCUGCCUUUAACGAGAAGAACAUGACCCUGCAAACGAGUCUCGAUACGUUCGUGUCAUCGUGCGACACGACCACGCCGGCUCCGUCUCCGAUCAAGCGGCGUAAAUCGCUUGAGAAAUCGUCUGGAAGCUCGGACUCGUUUUACAAGAAACGCGAACGCACGAACCUGGCGACUGCAGUCCAAUUUGGAACGCUGCAGCAGGUAGUCGUGCUUUUGACGAUGGGCAUUCUGUCCGUGGGACUUGUGCUUCAGUGA